Messenger RNA from Jatropha curcas, 3340 nucleotides. RefSeq names its product VP1/ABI3-like 3 (gene VAL3). The record is from RefSeq and is a predicted model, not a curated record. Gene Ontology annotation, molecular function: DNA binding; zinc ion binding. NCBI's taxonomy places the organism in Eukaryota, Viridiplantae, Streptophyta, Magnoliopsida, Malpighiales, Euphorbiaceae.
ACAUUUAUUAUCUCUCACUAACAAAAUAACAAUUCCUUUUCCUCCUCUCUUCUCUCUCUUGAAAAACCCUCUCUGAUAUUACUCCUUUAACUCCGCAUGAUUGAACAGAUCAGGCCGUAAAAACCAUUUCGACUCUCAUUUUCUGCUUUCUUUCUCUUACUUCUUUUUGCUCUACGACUUGCAGGAUUUUGAAUUUUUGGAGGGUUACUUGUUAGUGUCUCGCUGUUUGUUUGUUUGUAUGUACCUUUGGUUUUUCAUUUUUGAAAAGUGAACAAGUUUCGAUGUCUACUGCUGCUCCUUCUUCUUCGUCUUCUUCGGCGUCUAAGAAAUGCUUCAAUUUGGAUUGUACGGACUUCAAAUCCAGGAAAGGUUGGCGGCUUCGUUCCGGAGAGUUUGCUGAGCUUUGUGAUCGAUGCGCUUCUACUUAUGAGGAGGGGAGAUUCUGUGAGAUUUUCCAUAUGAAUGCCACUGGUUGGAGAUGUUGUGAAUCUUGUGGGAAGCGAGUUCAUUGUGGAUGCAUUGUUUCAAAUCAUGCAUUUAUGCUACUGGAUGCUGGAGGGAUUGAGUGCAUGGCAUGUGCAAGAAAAAAUGUUGUUUUGACAUCAAGUACUGCAUGGCCACCUUCGAUAUUUUACAAUAGUCCUUUAUCUGAGAGAUUUAAAGACGUUUCUGUCAAAAAUUGGAGUCAGUUAGCGGGGUCAGGUCCAGUACCAUGGCGGCAAGCACCCAGUUUGUUCAAUUCUUCUAUUUCUCAUUCCGAUGGGCAUCCCAGAACACUCUAUGAAAUUGACAGGCUUCAUGCGGGUGAAAGAUCAACUCUCCCUUCUCUAGAAAAAGGGAGAAUAGAGGAUUUUUCUGAAAGAUUAAUAAAUGGGAACCUGAAGCUUGGUACACGUGCACGGGAUAUAGUUGAGAAUGGUAAUGCAGGAACCAGUAGUGAGGAGAAACCUGGUUCUUGCUUAGGUAUAUCGCAUCAACCGUCUCUAAGGGAGGAUCCAUCUGCUCCACAAUUUGGAAUGCCUCUACCUUUCACAUCUCUCAAUGAACCAAAUGGUCAAAUUGGUGGUUCUGGAACUCCUUUACGGCAACCUGCUCCACCUUUGCUUGCUAAGCAAUUUCAUGGUAAUUUGCACGGUGGAGUCGACUCAUCACCUGAUACUCAUAUUCGCAAUGGAAGGCCUCGAGCAGAUGCUCGUGCAAGAAGCCAAUUACUCCCUCGUUACUGGCCCAGGUUUACAGAUGAAGAGCUACAACAGAUUUCUGGAAAUUCAAAUUCUGUAAUCACUCCUUUGUUUGAGAAAAUGUUGAGCGCUAGUGAUGCUGGGCGAAUUGGGCGUUUGGUGCUGCCGAAAAAAUGUGCUGAGGCUUAUUUUCCGCCCAUCUCACAUCCUGAAGGAUUGCCUCUUAAGGUCCAGGAUUCUAAAGGCAAAGAAUGGAUAUUUCAAUUCCGCUUCUGGCCUAACAAUAAUAGUAGAAUGUAUGUUCUUGAGGGGGUAACUCCUUGCAUACAGAAUAUGCGGUUGCAAGCUGGCGAUAUAGUAACAUUUAGUCGACUAGAGCCAGAAGGAAAAUUGGUUAUGGGAUUCAGAAAGGCUUCAACUGCUCCAUCAUCUGAUCAGGAUAAUGAUACAAGUAAGACUAGUAAUGGUCUUUCUGCAAAUAGAGAUGCUGAAUUUGCUGAUCCCAGUCCUUGGUCUAAAGUAGACAAGUCAGGAUACAUAGCUAAAGAAGUUCUUGAAGCAAAAUCAUCAAUCAAAAAGAGGAAAAGCAGCACAUUGGGUUCUAAGAGUAAGCGCCUGAGAAUUGAAAAUGAAGACAUGAUAGAACUGAAGCUAACAUGGGAAGAAGCACAAGGACUGCUGCGCCCCCCUCCCGACCAUAUUCCUAGUGUUGUGGUGAUUGAAGGAUUUGAGUUAGAGGAAUAUGAGGAUGCCCCAAUUCUUGGGAAGCCAACAGUUUUUGCAACUGAUAAUUCGGGUCAAAAGAUUCAAUGGGUUCAAUGUGAAGAUUGUUUUAAAUGGCGCAAAUUGCCUGCUGAUGCUCUUCUUCCGUCCAAAUGGACAUGUUCUAGUAACUCCUGGGAUCAAGGAAGAUCAUUUUGUUCAGCAGCUCAAGAAUUGACAGCAGAGCAGCUUGAAGAUCUGCUACCUUCUUGUCAUAUAGCUGCUUCCAAGAAAAUGAAGGCUUCUAAACAGGAUGUUGAUAAUGUUGAAGCACUGGAGGGGCUUGACACUCUUGCCAACCUAGCUAUUUUAGGAGAGAAUGAGGCACUUCCAGCUUCAUCCCAAGCCACCACAAAGCACCCACGGCAUAGGCCUGGCUGUUCCUGUAUUGUUUGCAUUCAGCCACCAAGUGGGAAGGGUCCAAAACACAAGCAGACAUGCACAUGUAAUGUGUGCCAAACAGUGAAGCGACGUUUCAAAACCCUAAUGAUGAAGCGUGAGAAGAAGCAAUCGGAGAAAGAAGCAGAAACUACUAGGAAAAAGCAGCAACAAGCUUUACCUGAGAAAUUGUUGGAUGAUGACCCCUCACCAUCGACCAACACUGAAAGUAGCAGCCCAGACAAAAAAAAGAUGAUCAGUGAAGGCUCUGAUGAUGACCCCAACAAAACUAAAUCCUCCACUUCACCUUUUAAAGGUCAAAUAGACCUGAAUAUCCAGCCAGAACGAGAGGAAGAGUUGUCACCUGGUUCAGAUUCUGGAAGCAUGAUGAAGAUGCUCCAAGAUGCUACUGAGAGGUAUCUCAGGCAGCACAGGUUGUUAGUCUCAGACGACGACAAUAAUAUUUCAUCAGGUAAUCAAGUACUUGCAGGUCAUGAAAUGGGUGAAAAAAUCAGCAAUGGCGUUGUGCUUGGCAACGGUCAUCAAGAUUCUGACAAAGAUCAUCCUGCAACUUUCUCAGUGAAAGUGUCUGCGACCUCUCCAGCCACUGGAUAGUUAUGCCUUUAAUUAUGAAAUGCUGUAUUGACUGUCCAUGUAGGACUUGGGAGCUGAAUCCGAGGAUUAUUUAUCUUUGUACGUUUAUACAUCGGUAUGGCGCUUCUUUGGUCUGUACAUACAAGUAGAGAGGUAGGAAGAGUGGGCAACAUGGUUGAGAAACCGAUAAUUUUGCUGAUUCACAUUCAUAUGUGAUCUUCUCUACUGUAAUAUAAGCGAAUGCUAAUUAGUUUAGAGGGAAAGAAUGACGAUAACAAGUGGUAGUAGGUUGAAGCUAUGUACUUCAGUUUAGGAGCUCACUGCUGCCCUGGUUCAGGUUCAGGUUCAGGAUCACGAGAAUGUAACUAAGCUGUGCCAGUUUUUCACUCGGUGAAAUGAGAAAUUGCUUCUGUUAUUCUAGUUAA